AUGUUCAAUGGGGAGAAGAUCAACGCAACGGAAGGCCGUGCUGUGCUCCAUGUGGCAACAAGGGCAAAAAGGGAUCAGAAGAUAAUAGUCGACGGAAAGGACGUUGUGCCAGACGUGUGGGAGGUGCUGGACAAGAUCAAGGACUUUUCUGACAAGGUCCGGAGUGGUGAAUGGCGUGGGGUUACAGGAAAGCCCAUCAAGAAUGUUGUGGCCGUCGGCAUCGGUGGAAGCUUCUUGGGCCCGCUGUUUGUGCACACCGCGCUCAGGACUGAACUGACUGCGGGUGCUGCAGCUGAGACACGCCGCCUUCGGUUUCUGGCCAACGUGGACCCAAUCGACGUCGCCAGGGCACUGGACCAACUUGACAGGGAGGAAACUAUGGUCGUCAUCAUCUCAAAGACGUUCACCACUGCGGAAACCAUGCUCAAUGCGCGGACAUUGCGGACGUGGCUGACUAAGAAGCUUGGUGAGGGUGCCGUUGCUAAACACAUGGUCGCCGUCAGCACCAACGUGGAGCUGGUCAAGGCCUUCGGCAUCGACCCCCAGAACAUCUUUGGCUUCUGGGACUGGGUUGGGGGCAGGUACUCUGUGUGCUCAGCCGUCGGGAUGUUGCCCCUCUCCCUCCAGUAUGGCUUUGACAUCAUGGAGCAAUUCCUGCUGGGUGCAAACGACAUCGACAACCACUUCGCCACGGCCCCCUUCGACAGUAACCUGCCUGUAAUCCUGGGGUUGCUGUCGGUCUGGAACGUGUCGUUCCUGGGCUAUCCCUGUCGAGCCAUCCUGCCUUACUGCCAGGCCUUGUCCAAGCUCGCCCCGCACAUUCAACAGGUGUCAAUGGAAUCCAAUGGCAAAGGCGUGGACAUCAACGGCAAGAACCUGCCAUUUGAUUCGGGCGAAAUGGACUUUGGAGAGCCUGGAACCAACGGGCAGCAUUCCUUUUACCAGCUCAUCCACCAGGGCCGUGUCGUCCCCUGCGACUUCAUUGGAAUCGUCAGGUCACAGCAGAGCGUGUACCUCAAGGGAGAGAUUGUGUCCAAUCACGAUGAGCUGAUGUGCAACUUCUUUGCGCAGGCAGACGCCUUGGCGUACGGGAAAUCUGCGGUUGAGCUGCGGGCGGAGAGCGUCCCCGAUCACCUCAUCCCUCACCGUUCCUUCACGGGCAACAGGCCUUCCCUGUCCAUAAUGCUGCCGGAACUGUCAGCCUACCAGGUGGGACAGAUACUGUCGCUGUACGAGCACAGGGUGGCGGUACAGGGAUUCAUCUGGGGGCUCAACUCGUUCGACCAGUGGGGCGUCGAGCUGGGCAAAGUCCUGGCCAGCAAGGUGCGGCAAAAGAUGCACGAGACGCGGACAGACAACCGCAAGAUCAACUCAGCGGACGCGUUCAACCUGUCCACACAGACCAUGAUCAACAGAUACCUUGAGGGCAAGGACGUCAUGAAGUAUCCCGAGCCACGUGACGUGUUUCCUGGCGACCUUCUGAAACCCAAGGAAUGA
Ostreobium quekettii is the source of this 1497-nucleotide messenger RNA. The record is from the annotation of a GenBank genome assembly. NCBI's taxonomy places the organism in Eukaryota, Viridiplantae, Chlorophyta, Ulvophyceae, Bryopsidales, Ostreobiaceae.